Messenger RNA from Stegastes partitus (bicolor damselfish), 1955 nucleotides. It is a transcript of the gene slc35a3b, whose product is annotated as solute carrier family 35 member A3b. Lineage: Eukaryota; Metazoa; Chordata; Actinopteri; Pomacentridae. The transcript is spliced from 8 exons. The record is from RefSeq and is a predicted model, not a curated record. Gene Ontology annotation, molecular function: pyrimidine nucleotide-sugar transmembrane transporter activity. The coding region runs from base 264 to 1268 and encodes 334 amino acids. Gene Ontology annotation, biological process: pyrimidine nucleotide-sugar transmembrane transport. Gene Ontology annotation, cellular component: Golgi membrane.
GAGCCUGAAGGGAGUGGACGUCCGGGUUGCACACAAAGACAGACCUUUUCCACAACCGGCAGGACUGUUUGAGUUUUGAGGAGUGGUUCUGUGGUUUAGAGUUGCAGUACAAUGAAGGCUCAUGCACAAUAGGAGAAGCUUGUCAAAGGUGUAGACGACAAGUAGGUGUUCAGAGGAGACCAAUCAGCCACGUGGAACAAGAUCCUCAAGACCCUCCUCUGGAUUCCUCGUCGUCUGCUGACUCGGAGAAAGAGUCCCCCGCCAUGGUCUUGCCCUCGUCGCACUCCUCGAGGCUGAAGUACAUGUCUCUGGGGGUGCUGGUGCUGCAGACCACCUCGCUGGUGCUCACCAUGCGCUACUCCCGAACCCUGAAGGAGGACGGCCCCCGAUACCUGGCCUCCUCCGCCGUGGUGUCGGCCGAGGUGCUCAAGAUCAUCACCUGCAGCAUCCUGGUCCUGAUGGAGAACAAUUAUAACAUGCGGGCGAUGAACCAGCUGCUGAAGGAGGAGAUUGUGAACAAACCCGCCGAGACCCUGAAGCUGGCCGUUCCUGCAGGGAUCUACACGCUGCAGAACAAUCUGCUCUAUGUGGCCCUGUCCAACCUGGACGCAGCCACGUAUCAGGUCACGUACCAGCUGAAGAUCCUCACCACGGCGCUCUUCUCCGUCUCCAUGCUGGGGAAGAGGUUGGGUUUCUACCAGUGGCUCUCGCUGCUCCUGCUAAUGGGUGGAGUCGCUCUGGUGCAGUGGCCCACGGAGUCCGGAGGCGACUCGGAGGAGAAGGUUCUGUCUGCCGGCUCCCAGUUUGUGGGUCUGAUGGCCGUGCUCAUGGCCUGCGUAUCCAGCGGUUUCGCCGGAGUUUACUUUGAGAAGAUCCUCAAGGAGACGAAGCAGAGCGUGUGGGUUCGUAACAUACAGCUGGGUUUGUUCAGCUUCGUGUUCGGCUUCGUGGGAAUGAUGGUGUACGACUUCCAGAGCGUGAGGCAGUCGGGGAUGUUUCAGGGCUACAGCACCAUCACCUGCGUAGUCGUUGUUUUGCAGGCUCUGGGCGGGCUGGUCGUCGCUGUGGUCAUCAAAUACGCAGACAACAUCCUAAAAGGAUUUGCCACCUCCCUGUCAAUCAUCGUGUCCACGCUCACCUCGUACUUCCUGCUGAAGGACUUUAACCCCACCGGGUUAUUUUUCUUCGGAGCAUUGCUGGUAAUCGCUGCCACGUUUCUUUACGGCUAUGAGCGAAAACCCGCCAGCAGCAGCGCCGUCAAAGUGUAGCCAGAGACCCCUGCGAGACGCCACGUGAGCGGCCAGACGGCGGCCAUCCAGCCUGGACAGAGCGGGACUCUACGGGCCCGGUGUGGCGUGUGGAUGUUACAGAUGUGGGGAAACACAGACAGAACAUCACCCGUUACUGCCGAACCGCUAACGGCUGAAUCUUCACUUCUCUGAGGGGGAAAAAGAAAUGCGGCUUUGCACAACAGACGGGGGUAAAUAUUGUGACGUACAUGUGCUUGGUGAGGUUUUUGGAGCGAAGUGGCCACCUCAACACACACCGAAGCAGUGAGACUAAACGUACUGUAUGUGCAAUUUAAAGGGAGGUAUUUUUAAAAUAUGAUACUUUAUAGUUCAGACUUUGUGUAUUUAUAUGAUUUGGGACAAUGGGGACUGUGUGGGGGUGUCAGUAGAAAACAAAAAGGGGAUUAUUAAGAGUUCUCACAGCGCCUGAAUGUGAAAAUCCUCGACAGAGCUUCCAUCUAGUGGUGGAAUGAGGAGCAAACUUGCUGCAAAGAGGAGGGGUUACCUCUUGUCCAAAGAUGCUGAAUGUCCUCUUUUUUUUUUCUUUUUUCUUUUUUAUAUCAGAUGAGAUAAAAGGGAUACGACUGCUUUGACCUUGCUGCUCACAGUCUGAGUAUUUAUAUCAAAAGCGCUCGUUUUACGGUUAUUUAAAUGCAAAAAAAAAAA